CCCGCCCUACGGCUGACGUUAGCACGCCGGGAGGGGCGGGGUCUGGAGAAGACGCGCGCGUCGAAGAGUGUGGGCUCGCCUGUGAGCCGUGGGCCCGCAGCGCCGUUCACGAAGUCUCUGCCCCGACCCGUCUCCCGCGGCCCGAGGCCAGCCGUCGCCGCCUGCCCGCCGCCGGCCGCCCAGCCGCGCCUGCGCAGCGCCCCCGGCCCGAGCGGGCGGCGCUGGCGGCCAUGGCGCACCGCUGCCUGCGGCUGUGGGGCCGGGGCGGCUGCUGGCCCCGCGGCCUGCCACCGCUGCUCGUGCCUGGCGGCCGCAUGGGCCCCACCGAGCGGUCCUGCCUCCGCACGCUUUGUCGACAUGCUACAACCCAAGCAACAACCAGCAGAAAUUCUCUCUUGACAGAUGUAAUUGCUGCUUAUCAAAGAUUCUGUUCUCGACCUCCAAAAGGAUUUGAAAAAUACUUUCCUAAUGGAAAAAAUGGGAAAAAAGCUAGUGAAACUAAAGAAGUUGUGGGAGAAAAAAAAGAAUCAAAGCCAGCUGCUACCCCGCGCCCUUCCGGAGGAGGAGUUGGUGGCAGUGGAAAACGAGGUGGCAAGAAAGAUGAUUCUCACUGGUGGUCCAGAUUCCAGAAGGGUGAUUUUCCAUGGGAUGACAAGGAAUUCCGGAUGUACUUUCUCUGGACUGCUCUGUUUUGGGGUGGAGUCAUGUUUUACUUCCUGUUCAAGAGCUCCGGGAGAGAAAUCACUUGGAAGGACUUUGUCAAUAACUAUCUUUCCAAAGGAGUAGUAGACAGACUGGAAGUCGUCAACAAGCGUUUUGUUCGAGUGACUUUUAUACCAGGAAAAACUCCUGUUGAUGGGCAAUACGUCUGGUUUAAUAUUGGCAGUGUGGACACCUUUGAGCGGAAUCUGGAAACUUUACAGCAGGAAUUGGGCAUAGAAGGGGAGAAUCGGGUUCCUGUCGUCUACAUUGCUGAAAGUGACGGCUCGUUUCUCCUGAGCAUGUUGCCCACGGUGCUUAUCAUCGCUUUCUUACUGUACACCAUACGGAGAGGGCCCGCCGGUAUUGGCCGGACAGGCCGGGGGAUGGGUGGACUCUUCAGUGUUGGAGAAACCACUGCCAAAGUCUUGAAGGAUGAGAUAGAUGUGAAGUUCAAAGAUGUGGCUGGCUGUGAGGAGGCGAAGCUAGAAAUAAUGGAAUUUGUGAAUUUCUUGAAAAACCCAAAGCAGUAUCAAGACCUAGGAGCAAAAAUCCCAAAGGGUGCCAUUCUCACUGGUCCUCCAGGCACUGGGAAAACACUGCUAGCUAAGGCCACAGCUGGAGAAGCCAACGUCCCUUUCAUCACUGUUAGUGGAUCUGAGUUUUUGGAGAUGUUUGUUGGUGUGGGUCCAGCUAGAGUCCGAGACUUAUUUGCCCUUGCUCGGAAGAAUGCCCCUUGCAUUCUCUUCAUUGAUGAAAUAGAUGCCGUGGGAAGGAAGAGAGGAAGAGGCAACUUUGGAGGGCAGAGUGAACAGGAGAAUACACUCAAUCAGCUGCUUGUGGAGAUGGAUGGUUUUAACACAACAACAAACGUCGUCAUUUUGGCGGGCACCAAUCGACCAGAUAUUCUAGACCCGGCACUGAUGAGGCCAGGGCGUUUCGAUAGGCAGAUAUUUAUUGGACCACCGGACAUAAAAGGAAGAGCCUCUAUUUUCAAAGUUCACCUCAGACCAUUGAAGCUGGACAGUGCCCUGGAAAAGGAGAAGCUGGCAAGAAAACUCGCCUCCUUAACUCCAGGGUUUUCAGGGGCUGAUGUUGCUAAUGUCUGUAAUGAAGCGGCUCUGAUUGCUGCAAGACACCUUUCGGAUUCCAUAAAUCAGAAACACUUUGAACAAGCAAUUGAGCGGGUGAUUGGUGGCUUAGAGAAAAAAACCCAGGUUCUGCAGCCCGAGGAGAAGAAGACCGUGGCGUACCAUGAGGCAGGUCACGCGGUUGCCGGGUGGUAUCUGGAACACGCAGACCCACUCUUAAAGGUCUCCAUCAUCCCACGGGGCAAAGGACUAGGUUAUGCUCAGUAUUUACCCAAAGAGCAAUACUUAUACACCAAAGAGCAGCUCUUGGACAGGAUGUGCAUGACUCUGGGUGGCCGAGUGUCAGAGGAAAUCUUCUUUGGAAGAAUUACAACUGGUGCUCAAGAUGAUUUGCGAAAAGUAACUCAGAGUGCAUAUGCUCAAAUUGUUCAGUUUGGCAUGAACGAAAAGGUCGGGCAAAUCUCCUUUGACCUCCCACGUCAGGGUGAUAUGGUUUUAGAGAAACCUUAUAGUGAAGCUACCGCAAGACUGAUAGAUGAUGAGGUGCGAAUACUUAUUAACGAUGCUUAUAAAAGAACAGUGGCUCUUCUCACGGAAAAGAAAGCUGAUGUGGAGAAGGUUGCUCUUCUAUUAUUAGAAAAAGAAGUAUUAGAUAAGAAUGACAUGGUUGAACUUUUGGGCCCCAGACCGUUUGCAGAAAAAUCUACCUAUGAAGAAUUUGUGGAAGGCACUGGAAGCUUGGAUGAGGACACUUCGCUUCCAGAGGGCCUUAAAGACUGGAACAAAGAACGGGAAAAGGAGAAAGAGGAGCCCCGGGAUGAGAAAAUCGCCAACCAGAUCCGAGGAGGGAGGCCAUUUUAGCUUGUUGUCUUAUGGUCGAUUCUGGCUUUCUCAGAGAAAUAAGGACACUGCUAGGCUGAUCAGAACCAUCUGCUGACCCGGUUGAAAUGGUGGGAAGAGGAGUCCUUAGUCCUCAGCCUCUGAAGUCAUAGCCAGGGUGGCAGGGUGACUUUCUGAAGGCCCAGAAUGUGUCCGCGAGCCUGUCAGGCCCUCAACAGUGGCUGGGAGCGUGGAGACGGCACCCUGGCGCUGCUCCCUCCCCCCUUGGGUGGUGCCAGCCGCUGUGUUGGGGAUCCACCAUCGUGGAGUCUUGCCAGUGUGGGAGAGGGUGUAUUUUUCUCUUGCCGUCACCCACUCUUCAUUCCUGUUUCCCUUCAGUUUCCCUCUGUGGAUGAGCUGUGAAAUUACAUUGGAGUCCUGAUAAGAAUAUUUUAAUUUGACUUAAUACUUUAAAGAUUGAAUGCAGAUCUCACGUUGCUGUUUUAAUGGAAUGGUUUUCUACAGAGAGCUGUAACAUAUCUACAAAUAUGAAUGUAUUAUGUAAAUAUGGCUUCUUUACAUCAAAAAUAAAGCAUACUGUACUUUUUCUUCGGAACUCAA
Felis catus (domestic cat) is the source of this 3230-nucleotide messenger RNA. It is a transcript of the gene AFG3L2, whose product is annotated as AFG3 like matrix AAA peptidase subunit 2. The record is from RefSeq and is a predicted model, not a curated record. Lineage: Eukaryota; Metazoa; Chordata; Mammalia; Carnivora; Felidae. The transcript has 17 exons. The coding region runs from base 231 to 2651 and encodes 806 amino acids. Gene Ontology annotation, biological process: mitochondrial protein processing; protein-containing complex assembly. Gene Ontology annotation, cellular component: m-AAA complex; membrane. Gene Ontology annotation, molecular function: ATP hydrolysis activity; metalloendopeptidase activity; ATP binding.